AAGUGAUGUCUACGUAGAUUUCCCCGAAUUAUUAAAAACAAAAACUAUUUAAUUAAAAAUCCUUGACAAAAACCCACUUUUUACAGACGAAAAAUGAUUCCGAACACAAAAGUAUUCGUUGGAAGCCUACCGGGUGGCACAAAACCCGAAGAACUCAGGAGACUCUUCGAAAAUUUCGGUGUUGUGACCGAAUGUGACAUCAUGAACAAGUGCGGCUUUGUUUGGAUGCAAACGGAAGAAAUGGCCCAAAAUGCCAUCGCGUCGCUCAAUAACACGAUGUUCAAUGGACAAUCCAUUGUUGUGGAGCCAGGUCGCAUUAAGGAUCGCGGACAAAAGCGACAAGAUGGAAAUCAAGGUCCUCGCGGCGGCGGCGGCGGAUUCCAACGAGGCGGACCGAGACAAGGUGGGCCAAUGCGUGGCAAUAACAAUGGCGGAGGUCCGAUGCGUCGCGGGCGUGAUGCUCCCAUGAGACGAAACAAUCCGUAUGGCGGCGGCGGCGGUGGAAAUCGUGGAAAUGACUUCAACCGUGGAGGACGAAAUGACAUGAAUAGUGGACCGAUGCAACCUCCGCCAGUUUUUGGAGGUGCCGGUGGUGGCAAUGGCGGAUUCGAUGACAACAACUUUGGAUUUAGCAAUCAAGAUAGACGAGGAUUUGCGUUGCCCUACGAUAAUAGUGGACCGCAACAAAGAAGUGGCGGCGGCGGCGGCGGAUUUCAACGAGGAGCUCCUGGAGGCGGCGGGGGCAGCAGCGGAGGAGGAUUCCGUCAAGGCGGAUUUAACCGGAAUGACAAUAGUGGCCCACGACAAGGAGGUUUUAAUAGAGGCGGAGGGUUUAAUUCGCAAGGCGGAGGGUUUAAUUCGCAAGGAGGAGGCCCCAAACCGAAUUUCAACAGAGGAAGUAACUUUGGCGGCGGCGGCGGUGGCGGCAACAAUAGCGGAAACUUUGGCGGACGUCCCAACCAAGGCUCAAACCAGGCAUACAAUCAACAAUUCCCUCCAUUAGGAGGACCCGGGCCACGCAACAAUCAAGGUCCACCUAGGAUGCAAAAUCGACGAUUUCAAUAAUUGAAAAAUCAAAAAUUGAACGAACAAAAAAGUAUCACCGAAAAAUAUCCGGGUUUCCUUAGAAAAAAAAAAUGAAAGAAACGAUAAAAGACGUGAACGAAAAAGGAUAAAAUGAGACCGCUACAAUUGCUUCAUAGGUUUAAGUGUUAAUACAAAUAAUUUUAAUUGAACAGACCAUUUUCUGAUAUUUUUCAGAUGAGAAAAAAAAUAAUAUUUUUUUAUUUAAAUAGAAAAUUAUUCAAACUAAACGCAAUAUUUAUAUAAAGCAAAAAAAAAAAAAAAUAACAAAAUGAAAUGAAGAGAAAAUAAUGUAUAAAAAAUAGCAAAAUGAUUCAACAAAAAAAAAAACUAAAACUUCUAGAAGGGUUUCGCACCACAAAACGACGAAAGAGAUCCUUGUAUAGAAAUUCGUUCUUAAUCCUCUCAGAAGUUGUAUUAUUAGACGUAAAUUCUUAAUUUUUUAUUUAUUAUAUAAAAUAAUAAAAGCUACUAAUAUUGACGAUUUUAAAUAGGAAAAAAUUUAUUCAUUUAUGCAACAAAUAAUUGUAAUGUGUAUAAAAUAUUUUAAAUAACAAAUUUUAAAAUGAUACAAAUAAAU
Culicoides brevitarsis is the source of this 1663-nucleotide messenger RNA. Its product is annotated as heterogeneous nuclear ribonucleoprotein 87F-like. Bases 94 to 1065 code for a protein of 323 amino acids. The record is from RefSeq and is a predicted model, not a curated record. Lineage: Eukaryota; Metazoa; Arthropoda; Insecta; Diptera; Ceratopogonidae. Gene Ontology annotation, molecular function: mRNA binding. Gene Ontology annotation, cellular component: nucleus. The transcript is spliced from 4 exons.